Molecule: messenger RNA, 2688 nt
Organism: Adineta ricciae
Lineage: Eukaryota; Metazoa; Rotifera; Eurotatoria; Adinetida; Adinetidae
Source: the annotation of a GenBank genome assembly
AUGAGUUCUUCUUCGACACCUCCUUCGAAUAAUCGAUCACGCGUUAAACUAUACACACUCAAUGAAGAACGACAGUGGGACGAUCGUGGUACUGGCUUUGUGACAUGUAUAUCUCCCACAUCAUCGAAUACAAAUCAUUCGAUUAUUGUUAAAUCCGAAGUCGACGGGUCAACUUUGCUUGAAUCAAAAAUUCAAUUGCAUACCAAAUAUCAAAAACAACAAGAAACGCUAAUCGUCUGGUCAGAAGGUGAAAAAUAUGAUCUAGCACUAAGUUUCCAAGAGAAAGCAGGUUGCGAUGAUAUAUGGGAAAGCAUUUGUGAUGUACAGGCCAAAGAUUCAUCGUCGUUUUUGGCGACAGGAAAUAAUUUAACAACUGAUUCGGCAAUUUACGAGUCCGAUGAUGAGUGCAUUGAACCGAAUGAAAACUAUCUUUCCUCAACGAUUAAUUUACCACCAGUUGAUCUCGGUCAUUUACGUGAUAUAUGCGAGUUAUUCAGUCCGGAAAAAGUUCGUGAUGCUACUCGUCGAGAUUUCCUUGCGCGUGCAAUUGAAUCGGACAAUUAUGUUCGAAAGUUAAUCGAUUUAUUUCGUAUCUGCGAAGAUUUAGACAAUCUCGAGUCUCUACAUCAACUCUACGAAAUCAUUCGUUCGAUAUUUUAUUUAAAUAAGUCCACACUAUUCGAGAUUUUGUUCAGCGACGAAUUCAUUAUGGAUGUGAUUGGUUGCUUAGAAUACGAACCGCAAUUGAAUCUAAAAACCAAACGGAAUCAUCGAGAGUUCCUAAAUAAGAAAGCAACAUUCAAAGAAGUCAUUCCGAUUGGAAAUCAAGAGUUAUUAGUUAAAAUUCAUCAGACAUAUCGCAUUCAAUAUAUUCAGGAUGCAAUUUUACCAGCGCCAAGUCUAUUCGAAGAAAAUCUCCUUUCGACAAUGAAUAGCUUUUUAUUUUUUAACAAAGUCGAAAUCGUUACGUUACUUUAUGAAGAUCCAAAGUUUCUUACUCAAUUGUUUUCAACGUUGAAAGAUGAUAAUCUACCGGAUGACAAACGCAAAGAUCUGAUGCUGUUCCUAAAAGAAUUUUGCGUCUUUUCACAAACAUUACAACAACAAAACCGAGAUAAUUUCUUUCAGGCACUUGCAACUCAUGGUAUUCUGAAUGUAAUUCAAGUAAUGCUUAGUCUUGACGAUGUGACCACUAAACAAGCUGCACUCGAUGUCUUUGCUUCGAUUGUUGAAUGUAACCCAUCGACCGUUCGGGAAUAUAUGCUACAAGAAGCUCAAUCAAUCCAAGAUGACGAUGAAUUACUUUUGAAUUUAGUCAUUUCAGAGAUUCAAAGUGACCCAGAUCCAGAACUAAGUGGUGCAUUGAAUCUAAUGAACUAUUUGAAAUUACUAAUCGAUCCGGAAAACAUGAUGGCUGUGUCAAUCAGUGAAAAAACAGAGUUUUUAACGUUCUUUUAUAUUCGUUCAAUGUCUGUUUUACUCGCACCAUUAAUGGCCAAUACGUCCGACUUGAAACUAGUUCGCGAUGAUUUUCAUCUUGCUCAAUUGCAAAAUCUAAUUCUCGAUUUCGUCACAUUUUGCAUUGAACAUCACACAUAUCAUAUGAGAAAUUUUCUUAAUAAAAAAGAUUUACUAAGACGCGUGCUCGUCUUACUCAAAUCCAAACAUCAAUUUCUUCAACUAAGUGCACUUCGUUUCUUGCGAAAAAUCAUUGGUUUAAAAGAUGAACAGUAUAGUUUGAAUAUUGCUCGAAAUAAUCUCUUUGCACCUAUUGUUGAUGCAUUUAAAGCAAAUAAACGACGGUAUAACUUAUUGAACUCUGCAUUAAUUGAAUUGUUUGAAUUUAUUCGACACGAAGAUAUUAGGACAUUAAUUAACUAUUUUGUGGAAAACUUCUAUUCAGAAUUCGAAUCGAUCACGUAUGUGAAAACGUUUCGAGAUUUGAAAGUACGUUAUGAUGCUCAUCGCGAUAAACGUGAACGAAUACUCAGCGAAAGUUCGCCUACGAGUAGUACCUCUCGUUUUCAUGACAAUCUAAACACAACUCAUCUUCUAUCAAUUCAACGUCUUCGAAAAGACGAACGUGACCUCGAUGUGGACGAGGAGAAUUGGUUCAACGAUGAUGCCGACGAAAACAAAAUCAGUUCAUUCAAUCAUGGUACAGCAUUCGGUGAUACUUCCGAUGAUGAAGAUAGUCAACCAGAAACAACGAGUGCAAUUUCAACCAGUGAACCACCUAAAACUCAUCAUUCUACGACAGAUAAUGAUGACGAGGACGAAGAUGAUUUACCUACAUCAUCACGUUCGUAUAAACAAAAACCUAUUAUUAAUUUUCAUCUUCAACGUUCGCCUACACCUUCAACGUCAUCAAAUGCCACACUUCCUGCCGAUGCAUCUUCACCCUCAGCUGAAGCAGCAUCUCCAUAUGCGAUGAGUCCAGCAUUGUCGAGCAUUGCUGACCAGUACAAUGAUGAUGAUGAUGACGAAGAAGAGGAUGAAGAGAACAACAGAGGAGGAGGAGAAGGGGAAGAAGAUGAUGAUGAUGAUGAAAAUGAAGAUCAAGAAGAAGAAGAAGAAGAAACCAACAGUGAUCCAUAUUCGUUAACAAACAAACGUAAACUCGAUAAUAAUGAUGAUGAUGAACAUGAACAAAGCAAAUUGUUCAAAAAGACUAAUGAUGAAUCAUAA